AUGAUCCGGGGACUGAGGGAAAUUGACAGAACGGGGCAUGUCCGCCUCCAGAAGAGGAGGAGGAGGAGGAGGGGAAGCACGGCAGCCCUCUGCCUCGCGAAGUGGGAAGCCCUCUUCCCGAUCCCCCGAGUGCAGGAGGGGAGUACAGACGAGUACCGAAAUGGGCUCAAGCUGCCAGAAGGCAGGUUCCGGCUGGACAUCAGGAAGUCUCCUGGCUGUGAGGGCCCCGUGGCCACGGACCCGUGGCCUCGAGGUGCCACUGGGCAGCACCGCCGACGAGAUGUGGCCGCCGGUGGGCCCGCUGCUGCUCCCGCUGCUCGGGGUGCUGCUGCCCCCCGGACCAGCGCUCCCGUGGGACCGGCCCCGCUGCACGCCCGGCCUGACCCGGAGGCGGCGGAGCUCCGUCGCGAGGGCGAGCAGUUGCGCCAGCAGGUCGCCUCCCUCACGGCUGUCCUGAAGAAGGCUGAGGCCGAGAAGCAGGAGCAGCGCGCCAGGGUGGGGUGCCUCGCCCGCGACGUGGCCGCUCUCACGCGCCAGUACGAGGAGGCGCAGUGCCAGGUGUGGCUGCUGUCCCGGGAGGCCGAGGAGCUGCGCCGGGAGCUGGAGCAGGCCCAGCGGCUCCUGGGGGAAGCGCGGCGGGAGCGGCUGGCCCUGGAGGCCCGGUGGGUGCAGGAGAAGGCGCUGGAGGCUGCCCGGGUGAACCAGGCCAACGAGCAGGAGGAAAAGUAUCGGAGGAAGGUGACCUCCCUGCAGGAGAAGCUGCGGCGGGCGAGGGACACGGUGGGCCUGGGGCGCCUGGCGGGGGUGGAGCGUGCCCCCCGCGACAGCAGCGCCGGCCUGGCUUCCGAGGACGCGGAUCGGCAGGCUGCCGGGGAGGGGCAGGCGGCUUCCAGCCCCAGAAGACAGCACCCCACUCGGAGCAGCGAGAGGGCCCCCGGGCCUACAGGUGACUCUUCUGCUUCCGUGGCACGGGGGGGGGGAGGUGGAGAGCUGCCCCAGGCAGGUGACCCGCCUCUCUCUGUCUCCCCCCCCCCCCCGCAGGAAUGGUGGCCAUGCUGUGACCGGCCGGCCGGCUGGCCUCUGCUGUAG
Molecule: messenger RNA, 1089 nt
Organism: Varanus komodoensis (Komodo dragon)
Lineage: Eukaryota; Metazoa; Chordata; Lepidosauria; Squamata; Varanidae
Product: eukaryotic translation initiation factor 3 subunit A-like
Exons: 9
Coding region: 1-1089 (362 amino acids)
Source: RefSeq, a predicted model, not a curated record